CGAUGCCGAUCCCGGUGAUUGAUGCUUGUCUUUCCGCCCACUGUACGGCGCGCACGACGAGAUACUGCGGUACGCUGACCUUUCAGUUGCCACUAUACACGACGCAGGCUUUGCCUUCUGCGUGCGAUCCUUUGGCCAACGCUAUUGUCUUUCGGGACCGGCGUUGUUAUGGAAGCUUCGCCUCACCAUGGUUUAUGCUUCGUCGAACGCCGCGCUUAUUGUCUUCGUGUGUGUCCGGCCUGACGACACUGCGAUGCUACUCUUCCGAACGAUGAGUAUAAGGACGAGUAGGGCGCCAAAGCGAAUUCGUCUUCCGUCCUUCCCCUCUGAACGUAUCUGCGAUAAUGUCUAACGCAUCCUACUGUCCUCACGGUGCCAAUACGCACGGCCGGCCUGCCGUCGAAGGGCAGCCAUAUCUUGCUUCCUCGCAGCCAGCACCUCGAGAGGAUUUCAUCGAUUGGCAGACAUGGCGAGACCCCAACGCACCGAUCCCGGAGACUGCGCCGUGGCUCAAGUAUUCUGGUCCUGAUCCGCCUACGGCGGACGACUUGCGCAAAGCGCUGUUCAUCCCUCCCUUCUCUCCCCCUCCUGAGCAUUGGCGCGCCCUUAUUCCCCUGGAUCCCAUCCCGGACGAGGACGGCUCGUACACGCAUCCGAUCAACCAGCUUCCCGUCGAGCUGCUAUCCUAUAUCUUCACGCGGUGCUUGGACCUAGAGGCGAGCAACCUAGCUCACGCUGAAGUCGACUCCAACUUCAUCUCCCUGCUCAUCUCUCGCGUAUGCCGGCGCUGGCGCCUGAUCGCGCUGGACACACCCUUUCUAUGGCAGCACUUCCUCAUGGCGCCCUGCAAGAAUCGGUCCCACUAUGCGAUCGCGCGCCUGUUCCUGAAGCGGACGAAGGGCAUGGGGAUGCACAUUCGCUACGCAGAGAACACACUCCGCGGCGCGCGCACCGGGUCCUGCCCUUGCGCCCUCGACUUCAUCAUCAGAAACAUCUCUCAGAUCGUAGCCCUGGAGCUCGAUGGACCUAGGGAGUCCACCGUUGCGCGCUUGACCUCUGUGCGCCGAGGCUUGACUUCAAUGAUGAAGCGCUUCACUCUUACUACCGAAUCUCCCAACAUGGAUCCCAUGCUCGCGCGUGGGCUCCACUCGAUAUUCCUCCAGAGCGGCCUGCGCGACAUCGAUUGGGGGCUUGCUACCUUCGUACCCGAAGAGAUCAACUGGUCGAAGCUGCACUGUUUGUCGCUCGGGCAUUGCCCCAUCGAGCAGCAUACGCUGCUGCGUAUCGUGCUCAGUGCGCCUGUCCUUCAAGAAGCCUAUGUAGAGGUGGCGAGAGUAUCGGGUCCGGCGAGGCGGUUCACGCCCGUUCACGCGAAUUCGUUGAACAGCCUCACGAUAGAGGGAGAGGGGCCUCAGGACCAGCUGCUUCAAGCCCUCUAUCUUCCCGGUCUGCGCUUCUUCACUCUGCGACCUUCUACGACACUCCCCUAUGAUGUUGCAAGUAACAGCCGCGGUUGGCCAUUGCUCGACAUCGAGGUCCUUUAUGAUUUCCUCGGUCGUAUUCAGGGGAGCCUCGAGCGCUUUAUCCUGCUGUAUGGCGGGGAGAUCUUCAACGAGGCUGCCCUCAUCAAUAUCAUUGGCAUGGCACAGCUCAGGGAGCUCAUAGUCCUGCACGUCACCGACGUCCAUGGAAAUGUGAGCGAUGCCUUCUUCUCCCGGCUUAAUCAGGGCGAUAAGAAGGCGCCAUUACUUCCCUGCCUCGAGAGGCUUGCGCUGACAGAUUGUCUGACAACGGACGGUGUCAUCUCGCGUAUGCUAGAGCUCCGCCGCAUUCAAGGAUAUCCUAUUCCCACCGUUGUUCUCGGUUAUCCCACCGGAUACCGCCGGCCCCACCCGAAGGACUGUGCCACGUUCGCGAAGCUCAGAGAAAUCGGUUGGUAUAUCGCUUGGGAGGAAGGUUUGUAGAAUAGAGAGAAUUCACGAACGCACUUCAUCCAUAGCUAUUACAUGUACUAUGCGUAUAUCAGACGUUCAGCGUAUGUACGGUGUUCAUCGUCAACUUCGGUGCAAGCGGGUAUCUCUAACCUGGAAGGUCCAGGCGGCAUUCCGGAGAAGUGCACCAACGCGUGUGCCCAAGUGACCCUCCAGACGCGAGCUCCUCAACGCAUAGACAGGAUGAUUGGGACUGAUGCACACAAUCCCGCUAUGAAUAAUGCGAAUGGCGUUGACAAAAAGCCUGAUAUAUGCCCCCCUGUCGUGCAUGAAUCGCGGACCACAGCCAAUAGCGUAGUAUACUUCGAGAUGCUUCAAAUUUGCAGUGCGAAGGGAAUCCAGCAGAUUCGCCAGCCACGCCUCGUUAUUGUGGACGUGGAAGGACUCGAGGAAUCGCACUUCCAGCUUUGGGAACUUUCGCCCGCUGUCG
This is a messenger RNA of Schizophyllum commune H4-8, 2421 nucleotides long. RefSeq lists its product as uncharacterized. The record is from RefSeq and is a predicted model, not a curated record. NCBI's taxonomy places the organism in Eukaryota, Fungi, Basidiomycota, Agaricomycetes, Agaricales, Schizophyllaceae. The transcript has 2 exons. Bases 345 to 1964 code for a protein of 539 amino acids. Gene Ontology annotation, molecular function: protein binding.